CAGAAAAGCGUUUCAGUGCACGUCCUACUUGUGAAGCUCUACAGCAGGGCGAUUUUGCGCGUACCCGUGACUCGCCAUAGAAAGCAACGCUGAGCGUAUUCCAUAACAGCUAGGGGUGCAGACUUGAAGAAUAUCUGAAUUUAUUCAGGAAACAUCAUGCUGAAUAUGGAUGUACAGUGGGUGUAGCAUCGUUGGAGACCGAGCCUUCUCGGCUGGGGUGACAGCAGGACAUUAGCGAAACUGACGAAAAUAACAUCAGUGUUUUUUUUCUCUGGGUGCUUUGUCUUGUCCACCUAACGAUAGCAAACCAUCAUUCCCAUUUCAGUUGCAAGAUAUUCAGCUAGUGACUACUAGCUGCCGCCGGGAUGUAUCAUCAUGUUGUCACCUUAAAGUAACUGGUAGGACGUUGGAUUGUGAAGGAAAAGCAGACAACCUCUCCGAGGUCCCAUCGGGUUGUCACCAGGACCUGAAUCUGUGUUAGCCACAGUCGCGGAACCCACUGUAUUCGGCGAUAUGGCGGAGCAGGGCUACUCAUCUUGGGCGUACUCCCUAGUUGACUCCAGCCAGGUGUCCACCUUCCUCAUCUCCAUCCUCCUCAUCGUCUACGGCAGCUUCAGGUCAUUAAACAUGGAUUGUGAGAACCAGGAGAAGGAUAAAGACGGUAACCCCACGACAACGGGGGCUUUCAAUAACAGCAACACAAACAGCAGUAUUCAAACUAUAGACUCCACACAGGCCCUCUUCCUGCCAAUAGGAGCCUCAGUGUCUCUGCUAGUCAUGUUCUUCUUCUUUGACUCGGUACAGGUGGUCUUCACCAUCUGCACUGCAGUUCUUGCAACAAUUGCGUUUGCAUUCCUCCUGUUGCCAAUGUGCCAGUAUCUGACCAGACCCUGCUCUCCACAGAACAAGAUUUCCUUUGGCUGCUGUGGGCGUUUCACUCUGGCUGAGCUCCUGUCCUUCUUCCUGUCUGUUAUGUUGGUGCUCAUCUGGGUACUGACUGGACACUGGCUUCUCAUGGAUGCUUUAGCCAUGGGCUUGUGUGUCGCCAUGAUAGCCUUCGUGCGGCUUCCCAGCCUGAAGGUGUCUUGCCUGCUGCUGUCAGGACUGCUCAUUUAUGACGUGUUCUGGGUGUUCUUUUCAGCCUACAUCUUUAAUAGUAAUGUGAUGGUCAAAGUUGCCACCCAACCUGCUGAAAAUCCCAUAGAUGUUCUGUCCAGGAAGCUCCACUUGGGCCCAGGGAUGGGCCGCGAUGUCCCCCGUCUCUCCCUACCUGGCAAACUGGUCUUUCCCAGCUCCACAGGAAGUCACUUCUCAAUGCUGGGAAUAGGAGACAUCGUGAUGCCAGGGCUGCUGUUAUGCUUCGUCCUGCGCUAUGACAACUACAAGAAGCAAGCAAAUGGGGAAGUCCCAUUGGCCGGACGCAUGCAGCGCGUCUCCUAUUUCCACUGCACUCUCAUCGGAUACUUUGUGGGUCUGCUGACUGCCACUGUGGCCUCCAGGAUCCAUCGUGCUGCUCAGCCCGCUCUGCUCUACCUGGUGCCCUUCACCCUGCUGCCUCUGCUCACUAUGGCCUACCUGAAGGGGGAUUUGCGGCGCAUGUGGUCCGAGCCCUUCCACACCAAGACUAGCAGCUCCCGUUUCCUGGAGGUAUGAUGCACCCUGGGAUAAACGACCAGUGUGGGGAGGACUAUGGAUCCUUUACCUUAAUAAGAGGGAAGGAGAGAGGGCACACUCCGAGUGAGGCCAUGUUGUCAUCACUUGUUCAUGCUUUCCGCCAAUCUUCUGUGAAAACCCUCAGAAGGACACCAGUGUGUGGAUCACAACGCCCCAACACAACUCAUCUUUGGUCCCUACUCCCUCCCCGUGUCAUCCCCGCUUCCUCUUUUCUGUUUAUUUCCUCUUCAUUAUAGCACAUCCUGCCUAUGCUGUUUUUGUUCUGCCCCCUGCCUCUCUCUCUUCCUUUUUCGUCUCCUCUAGUUAGUCUCAUUUGCCACUUCCCUCCCAUGGCUCAUUCUAUUCGCCAGGCCUCUUCUUUCUGCGCUUUCUUUAAUUUUCUCUGCAUCUCUGUUUGUCACUGACUCAGAUGAACUCGAGGGCCAGGCCUCCCCCCUUUUUGUGGACUUAAGGUUGUGAGACACGGCUGGGGUUUAUAUAUAUUUUUUUAGCAUUGUCGUGGUCAUUAUUAUUAUUAAUAUUAUUAUGGAACAAUUUAAACAAACAAAGAAGAGGCGGAGUGUUGCAGUGGCACAGGACAGUGCUCGGGAGCAGCGACACAGUAAAGGAGAAGAGUCUUCCCCCUCCAUCCAUCUCCCCCUACUCCCCCUCCCCCCCCUGCGCUUUCUUCAUCUGUCCCAUCAUCCCACCAUAAUGGCUUCAUCCCAGCGCUCCUGCCCUCCUCUGACACUCCCUGUGAGCCCCACCCUCCUCCUCUCUGUUCAUCUGCUGUCCCCAUUCCCCACCCUCACAGAUAACUAUGUAUUUUAUUUAGAAAAGUUUUAUUCUUGGCAUAUACAGAAAUGAUGCAUUAUAAAUUGUUAAGCUGUCCCCAGCGUUUGAGGGGCCGCUUCUAUUUGUAUAUAUGUGUAUUUGCGGUAUCUUGAGUUUGUAUUUGUGUUCGGGAGCAUGUUGAAUAGGGUAGGAAACUGACAUCAGCCAACAGGUGAAUUUUGGUGAAUUUUGGCUGCCAGUUGUGCUGAGUCGACUGGUGAGCCUUCAUCAUUUAGAGGUUGUUUUCUAAAGUUUGUUAGCUUGUGUGAUAGAAACGUAGCUGAUGGAAAAAACAAAACAUCUGCAUCGGUGGCUGGUUGAUGAAAAAGUUUCCUGCUCUGUGUGUGUGUGUGUGUGUGUGUGUGUGUGUGUGUGUGUGUGUGUGUGUGUGUGUUUUGAGUGAAUGGUUGUUUUACUUGGUUUUAAUUUGAUGAUCAUGAAAACGGUGACAAUAGUCAGGUUUCCAUUGAGCUGGGCGUGUUAGAUCAAACUGUGUCAUAAAGACGGAAACAGUUUGCGUCUAACUUGUCAAAAAGUUACAGGAAACGCAACAGGGGUCAUCUUUCUUUUUAUCAGUCUUUCUGCGGACAGGUUGAAAUGUAAACUGUGUUUUUUUGUUUUUUUUUUCAAAUAAAUGAAUGUUGAAUUAA
This is a messenger RNA of Sander lucioperca (pikeperch), 3137 nucleotides long. It is a transcript of the gene sppl3, whose product is annotated as signal peptide peptidase 3. Lineage: Eukaryota; Metazoa; Chordata; Actinopteri; Perciformes; Percidae. The coding region runs from base 514 to 1653 and encodes 379 amino acids. The transcript has 11 exons. Gene Ontology annotation, cellular component: lumenal side of endoplasmic reticulum membrane; cytoplasmic side of endoplasmic reticulum membrane; Golgi-associated vesicle membrane. Gene Ontology annotation, molecular function: aspartic endopeptidase activity, intramembrane cleaving. Gene Ontology annotation, biological process: membrane protein proteolysis. The record is from RefSeq and is a predicted model, not a curated record.